Messenger RNA from Phodopus roborovskii (desert hamster), 1110 nucleotides. RefSeq names its product tissue-resident T-cell transcription regulator protein ZNF683-like. The transcript has 5 exons. Lineage: Eukaryota; Metazoa; Chordata; Mammalia; Rodentia; Cricetidae. The record is from RefSeq and is a predicted model, not a curated record. The coding region runs from base 1 to 1110 and encodes 369 amino acids.
AUGAAGACAGGAGAGCCUCAGGAUGCUGACUCGCGGCUGGCCGAACGCAGGGGCAUCUUCUUGUCAGGCUAUGCAGGUGCUGGUAGUGGGAACACCAGCUGCCUGGUUGGGUUGUUACCACAAUACAAAGGCUCUGGCUGGUUCAGGACACCCCUGCCCUCCAGCCUGGGCUUCCAACUCUUUCAAGAUGACCAGGUCUCCUCAGCCAACACUUCUCAGCCACUCCCAAACACAAUGGAUACUCAUGACCUGUCCUGGGCCAACUGGAUGUGCCCCUUGCCUCUGGCACCAGCUAAAUCUUCCUUGCUGGCAUGGCCACAAGGCUCAGACCUAUACCCUUACACCCUGCAGAAGACAUUCCUGGGUCUCAGAGAGGAUGCCUCAAACAUUAAGCUCCAGCCACCAGGCCUGCACAAAGACUCUAUGGACAGCGAGGAACUCACAACCAAGGACUCAACAAACAGAGACGAGAUGGGGAACCAACUAAAAAGAGGCUCCUGCCUCUUCCUCCCUCCUCACACCUCAUCCCUGGACUUCAGGAUGAACAGAAAGAGCCCCAGUUCCUCGACCUUCUGGCCCUGGCUUCUUCCCACUGUCAUCUCCAGGGAACUCCCUAUCCACACCUACCCAGUCUUCCCUGGGUACCCAUAUCUCCUGCCUCCCCCUUACCUAUUCACUUACGCGGCCCUACCUUCUGUCCAAUGUCCGAACCUCUUCACGAUGCCCCCAGACCACUCAUACCCCACUGUGGCUGCAUCCAGCUUGCUUACGACAGACAAUGGAACUGGGCCCCAUAUCACCCAGGAGAAGCCCCUGCUUCUCUACUCGGGGUCUUUCCAGAGUGCUGGACAUAACCUAUAUCCCAAGGUUAGAAGUCAGAGCUCUAGAGAUGACUCAACCUUCUCCCUAGGACAGGCUGGUGUGGCAGCUCCUGCAAAACAGCCAGGCUCCCAGGCCGGUAUUGUCACCCUGCCCUAUCCUCUGAAGAAAAAGAAUGGUAAAAUCCUAUACGAGUGCAAUGAGUGUGGCAAGAACUUUGGGCAGCUCUCCAAUCUCAAGCUUCUAGAAUCAAGUCUUGACAUCUGGAAGCCACUCCUGGGAACCUCCUAG